AUGGCCUCUUCCUCUUUCAGAGACUCUAUAAACUCCCUCGGCUGGAGUCGCCGUGAUGAACCAGUAAAUACUUCUCAGCAGAGCGGGUUACUCUCCUCACUUCAGAGUUUGAAUCCCUUCCAAGGAGGCAGCGGUUAUGUCCGUCUACCUACCACCGAGAGCUCCGGUGCACCUCUCCCUGCGCCCACUCGACGUGAAGAAGAGGAAGGCUGGUUUGUUCUUAGCCGAUGGGAUCGCUUGUUGAUCUUUGGUGCUUGUAACCUCGCUGCUGUGGCAUGUUUCGUCAUCUGCUUCACUCUAUUUCCCGUACUCUCUCUGAGACCACGCAAGUUUGUCAUAUUAUGGUCGGUUGGAUCACUAAUGUUCCUGGCCUCCUUCGCUGCGGUAAUGGGCCCCAUGAACUACGUUUAUCACCUUCUUUCGACUCCUCGACUGCCGUUUACUGCGGCUUAUUUCGGCUCUAUCACGCUAACCCUAGUGUUUGCCUUAAAGCUUCACAGCACAAUUCUUACCUUAUUCUCCGCUCUCGUUCAGCUUGCCUGUCUGCUCUGGUAUUUGAUUAGUUAUUUCCCUAUGGGAUCUACUGGACUGCGCUUUGCCACAUCGUUUGGUGCAAGGCAAGCAACAGCAUGGAUGACUGGCUAG
Fusarium proliferatum ET1 is the source of this 645-nucleotide messenger RNA. RefSeq names its product related to SFT2-suppressor of sed5 ts mutants. Gene Ontology annotation, cellular component: membrane. NCBI's taxonomy places the organism in Eukaryota, Fungi, Ascomycota, Sordariomycetes, Hypocreales, Nectriaceae. Gene Ontology annotation, biological process: vesicle-mediated transport. The coding region runs from base 1 to 645 and encodes 214 amino acids. The record is from RefSeq and is a predicted model, not a curated record. The transcript has 4 exons.